Penicillium crustosum is the source of this 1461-nucleotide messenger RNA. Its product is annotated as cation:proton antiporter. NCBI's taxonomy places the organism in Eukaryota, Fungi, Ascomycota, Eurotiomycetes, Eurotiales, Aspergillaceae. The transcript has 7 exons. Gene Ontology annotation, biological process: proton transmembrane transport. Bases 1 to 1461 code for a protein of 486 amino acids. Gene Ontology annotation, molecular function: antiporter activity. Gene Ontology annotation, cellular component: membrane. The record is from RefSeq and is a predicted model, not a curated record.
AUGGCCGGUGUUUUCCUCCCAUACCACGAACCUGGAAUUGUCGAAAUCCUCAUUCUCGUUUCUUUCUUCUUCUUCCUUUCCCUUGCAAGAUGGGUCUCCGCGACCGCAAUCCAGGCCGGAAUUAUAGGUCAAAUCGUCGUCGGCAUCAUCUACGGAGUACCCUUGGCCAACAUUCUUCAACAUCACUGGCAAGAGACCUUUGUCAGCCUUGGAUAUGUCGGGCUGAUUUUGAUCAUUUUCGAAGGCGGUCUUGGCGCCCGUGUGGACUUGCUUAAGCAGAACUUCACUUUGAGUAUGAUCAGCGCCGCAACUGGAGUUUUAUUCCCUAUUGGUAUUUCAUACCUUUUGCUCUUUCUUGGUUUUGGAUAUGGGACUACCUUUGCUGUGAUCAGCUCUACGUCCCACUCAGUCAACCUCGCCGAGACUCGAGUAGGGUCAGUUUUGGUGAGUGCGGCUGUUAUCGACGAUGUUGUAGGACUUGUUAUGUUAAGUGUGAUUGGAGAUUUGGGCAAACUUUCAGGAAGCGGCGAUAGCGUCAAUUUGGGAUGGCUCAUUGGGCGUCCAAUAGUGGCAUCGAUAGGCAUGGCGGCCGUAACGCCCAUCGUUACAAAAUGGGUCUUUGCGCCAUUUUUCCGUAAGUUCAUUGAACAUCGCUUUGCGCGCUACGACCAUAUCUCCAACAUCAUCCUCAUGACCCUUGUUCUUUCGGCUUUUAUAUCCAUCGCUGGCUUUACUGGUACAUCCGUCUUAUUUGGUGCCUUCCUGGCGGGUGUAUUUCUUACAUACAUACCGAGCAAGCACCCCGAGGGACCGUUUGUUGUCCUGAGCCGCGAGGAGGGCGAGCGUGAGGCGGAUAAAAGCCCCACUUUCAUUCAUACCUUUGAGAAAUACUUGUUAGGGCCCCAGCAGUAUUUGAUGGAACCAUUGUUCUUCUCAAGUAUCGGAUUCGCGAUUCCGUUUGUGAAGCUGUGGACCGGGGAACGCAUUUGGAAAGGGAUUGUUUUCACCCUCCUGAUGACGUUUGCAAAGUUUAUCGUCGGAAUCUGGAUACCCGUAUGGCAACUCACUUUGGGGGUAAAAUCUCAUGAAGAGUCACCCGAAGAGCACAAAACACAGGGGAAACCAAAAGUCGAGAAAAAGAUCCCAAGCGUUGAACAAAGCGAUCAGGAGAAGGGGAAGAUGUGGAAACGGGCCUGGCUGGCCGCAACACUUCUAGGAUCUGCUAUGGUAGCACGCGGUGAGAUUGGGCUCCUGAUAAUUGAAAUCGGACAUAACGAAACUCCGUACGUUAGUGAUGAAGGUUUCUACACUGGCGUCUGGGCGAUUCUUUUGAACACCAUCAUUGGCCCAGUUAGCGUUGGUCUCCUUGUUCGAUUCUACGUGCACGAGCUCAAGGGGGUGAUUGGGGAAUGCAGCGUACUCCUCUGGCUAACCCGGGCCAUGAAUGUGGAAGUGCUAUGA